Molecule: messenger RNA, 1086 nt
Organism: Didymodactylos carnosus
Lineage: Eukaryota; Metazoa; Rotifera; Eurotatoria; Philodinida; Philodinidae
Source: the annotation of a GenBank genome assembly
AUGUCAAACAUUUAUUACAACAAUUUGGUGUGUGCUCGUCUGCUACUAAUUCUUCUCGCUUUAUUGACAUGCACUAAUUUUGUUUAUUGCUUGAAUCAACAACGAGAUUCAAAAACAGCAGCAACUCCCUAUCAAAAUUCUACUAGUAUUUCACAAUCGUCACAAUCGCCAUCAUCAUUUGAAACCGUUAAGGAGUUAUUCUAUAACGGUAUAUCCCGAUUUUAUUCAACGAAAUCGAAUGAUAAAGGUCAAAACACAUCGGUUUUUGACAACGAAACAACUGUAAUCAAUACUACAUCGUUGUCGAUUUUAUCCUCAAUGUUUAACUUUGAUACCGUUAAUAUGUCUGAUUUUGGUUCAGUAUUUUCCUGGGCUUUAUCCAUAGUUGCACAAGCACUGAUGAUAUUUGGUGGUGUAGUACCGUACAUUCCACAAUAUCUAAUGAUUAAACGAACACAAAAUGCUGAAGGAUUUUCGAAUUAUGUCUGUUUAACAUUAUUAGUAGCAAAUAUAAUUCGAAUUGAAUUUUGGUUUGGUAAACAUUUUGAAAUACCCUUGCUAUUACAAUCAAUUAUAAUGAUAGUAUGUAUGUUGAUUAUGCUUGAAUUAUGGACACGAGUACAUACAAAAUCCUAUCAAGGAGGACAACAAUUAGGUGUCACAUCAUUAACUUCAAGCGAAAAAAGAUUUAUUGAUUUUGAUAUUGAUUAUUUCUGGAAAUGGACUACAUUCGCUAGUUAUGUGCAAUUUUUAUGUUUAUUUACAUUUGUUUUAAGUACAAUAACGUGGGUAUUUGUUGAGAAUAAGAUUUAUAUUGAAACAAUUGGCUUUUUAGCUGUGUUUUUUGAAGCACUAUUAGGUACACCACAAUUUCUAAGAAAUUAUCGGCAUAAAUCAACAGAUGGAAUGAGUGUUGGAAUGGUUUUGAUGUGGACAAGUGGUGAUAUAUUUAAAACUAGCUACUUUCUUAUACGAAAAGCUCCAAAACAAUUUUGGUUAUGUGGUAGUUUACAAAUAGCUAUUGAUAUCGCUAUAUUAUUUCAAGUAUUCAUUUAUUCGGAUAAAUUUCGAAAUCGAAAACGAUAA